This is a messenger RNA of Peromyscus californicus insignis, 7869 nucleotides long. RefSeq names its product RALBP1 associated Eps domain containing 2 (gene Reps2). Bases 145 to 2184 code for a protein of 679 amino acids. The record is from RefSeq and is a predicted model, not a curated record. Gene Ontology annotation, biological process: endosomal transport; endocytosis. Gene Ontology annotation, cellular component: plasma membrane; cytoplasm. Gene Ontology annotation, molecular function: calcium ion binding; protein binding. Lineage: Eukaryota; Metazoa; Chordata; Mammalia; Rodentia; Cricetidae. The transcript has 19 exons.
GCGCGCUUGGAGGAAGCGGCGGCGCUGCAGCUGCGGGGCGUGGGGGCGGCGGCUUCGGAGGCCGAGGCGGUGGUGGUGGCCCUGGCGGAGACACCGGCACCUCGACUGGGGAAAGCGCUCGGCCGGGACCCCACAGAAGGCCCUAUGGAGGUGGCUGCGGGUGGAGGCUGCGGCGCGGCCCCGCCGUUGCUGCUGAGCGAUAGCGAGCAGCAGUGCUACUCUGAGCUCUUUGCGCGCUGUGCAGGCGCUGCAAGCGGGGGCCCGGGACCUGGACCUCCCGAGGCUACCAGGGUCGCCCCCGGCACUGCCACUGCGGCCGCCGGUCCAGUGGCCGAUCUGUUCCGAGCGUCGCAGCUGCCACCGGAGACGUUGCACCAGAUCACAGAACUGUGUGGUGCAAAGCGGGUUGGUUAUUUUGGUCCAACACAGUUUUACAUUGCCCUGAAAUUGAUUGCUGCAGCACAGUCCGGCCUCCCUGUUCGGACAGAAAGUAUUAAAUGUGAACUGCCUCUGCCUCGCUUUGUGAUGUCAAAGAGUGAUGGUGAGAUACGGUUUGGGAACCCAGCUGAGCUGCACGGAAAGAAGGUUCAGAUUCCAUACUUAACCACCGAGAAAAAUUCCCUCAAAAGAAUGGACGACGAGGAUAAACAGCAGGAAACACAGUCUCCCACGAUGUCACCCCUCGCCUCCCCUCCUUCUUCCCCGCCUCAUUAUCAGAGGGUGUCCUUGAGCCAUGGCUACAGCAAACUGCGGAUCGGCACAGAACAGAUGCAUUCAGGGUCUCAUGAGCAGCAGUCUGGCCUCCUGCCUGCUAAGCUUACAGGUCCUUAUGAAACUAGACAGCCCAUUGGCCAGCCUGAAGGAUCCUCAUCAGAGGCUCCAGUAUCCAAACCACUUCGUCGUCAGGCAUCUCUUAUUCGGUCCUUUUCAGUGGAGAGAGAACUGCAGGAUAACAACAGUAAUUACCCAGAUGAGCCCUGGAGGAUAACAGAAGAACAGCGGGAGUACUAUGUCAAUCAGUUUCGGUCCCUCCAGCCAGACCCGAGUUCCUUCAUUUCAGGGUCUGUGGCCAAGAACUUCUUCACCAAAUCAAAGCUCUCCAUCCCAGAACUCUCUUAUAUCUGGGAACUCAGUGAUGCUGACUGUGACGGAGCCCUGACCUUGCCUGAGUUUUGUGCUGCAUUUCAUCUCAUUGUAGCACGGAAGAACGGCUACCCACUGCCAGAGGGCCUGCCUCCUACUCUGCAGCCAGAGUACUUGCAAGCAGCUUUCCCGAAAUCCAAGUGGGAGUGUGCAAUAUUUGAUUCUUAUUCUGAGUCAAUGCCAGCAAACCAACAACCCUGUGACUUGAAUCGGAUGGAGAAGACAUCUGUUAAAGACAUGGCUGACUUUCCUGUUCCUACUCAAGAUGUGACUACUGGUGAUGACAAACAAGCUUUGAAAAGUACUGUUAAUGAACCCUUACCAAAGGACGUGUCUGAGGAUACAGCAACUUCUAAGGACUGCAACAGUCUCAAAGCAAGACCACGAUCCAGAUCUUACUCUAGCACCUCCAUAGAAGAGACCAUGAAAAGGGGUGAGGACCCUCCCACCCCGCCACCGCGGCCACAGAAAACCCAUUCCAGAGCCUCCUCCUUGGAUCUGAAUAAAGUCUUCCAGCAGCCCAGUGUGCCAGCUACUAACUCAGGAUUGUUACCCCCACCACCGGCACUUCCUCCAAGACCUUGUCCGACACAGUCUGAGCCAGUAUCUGAAGCUGACUUACACCCUCAGCUGAACAGAGCUCCUUCUCAAGCUGCAGAAAGCAGUCCAGCAAAGAAGGAUGCACCACAUGGUCAACCUCCAUCAAAGCCUAUUCGCAGGAAAUUCAGACCUGAAAAUCAAACUACAGAAAACCAAGAGCCUGCUGCUUCUGCUGCUGCUUCUGCUUCUGCUGCUGCUGCUGCUGCUGCUGCUGUUGGAGGGGCAGCUUCUGUAGCAAUGGUGAAACCCCAUCCAACAGUACAAAAGCAGUCUUCCAAACAGAAGAAGGCAAUCCAGACUGCCAUCCGCAAAAAUAAAGAGGCCAAUGCAGUGCUGGCCCGCUUGAACAGUGAGCUUCAGCAGCAGCUGAAGGAGGUUCAUCAAGAACGGAUUGCAUUGGAAAACCAAUUGGAACAACUUCGUCCAGUCACAGUGUUGUGACAUCCUCAAGUCUCGAGUGACAGUAGAUGACCUUGUCUGCCAAGAUCUUUCUUUUGUUUGAGCCCAACCACUUGUCAUAGAUGUCUGAAUGUCAAAAGCUGUGAGCAGCACAAUAUAUUCUGUAUGACUUUCUCUUUUGCACUACUCUUGUAUAUUUUACAGUGGUGGUAAAAAUGUCUUCAACUGAUUAUUGUACUUAAAAUCUUAAUUAUCAGCUACUUGGGAGGCUGAAGCAGGAGGGUCACAAGUCAAGGCCAUCUUGAGAAGCUUAUUGAGACACCGUCUGAAAUAAAAUGUAAAAAGAGAGCUAAGGAUAUAGCUCAGUGGUAGAGAGCUUGCCUGAUAUGCAGAAAACCCCAAGUUUAAUCCUAAGUACCAUUUAAAAACUUGACUUAUCAGUGGAAUUUAUCUUCCAUUUUAACCACUUUUAAAUAUUUCUCCUUAUUAAAAUUGGUCUUCUAUCAGAUAACUCAGAACAUUAUUUAUAAUUUUUACAGAACCUAAUAAUGAAGUACUAGCAGGAUGCUCAUUUUAUUCUUGUGUGUUUCAUACAGUAGGUUGGUUUCCUGAAUAAUGUGGAUUCCAAAUGGAUAGUCUUAGGCAUGAUUACAAUAAAAACAAAAGCUGAAAUACAAUUAAAGCAUCAGAUUUACACUGGCAUUGUGCCCUCUACCACUAUAUGCCAAAAAAAUGCUUCUCUAGUGCCAUUUUGAUAUUAUAUCAGGUAUAAAUAAUACAUGACUAUUGUUUUCUAUUAAAUAUCAGAAUGGGUCUUUACACCUAUGUGAAGUAGAGAUUUUGGCAAUGAACUGUUCAACUUGGCCAAUCUCAGCCAUCAACCUAGAUAACUCAAUCCUUUUCAUGUAAGUUUUUGGGAAAGCACAAUCUAUUUUAAUUGCCUUGCCUAAUCAAAUUAAAUAGUUUCCAGAUCACUACUUUUAUCCUGCAUGAGGAUAACAUCUCUGUAAAUGCAUGAUCUUGGAAACUACCCAUCAAAUAUGAGUAGCUGGAUAGCUACCUAUUUGUUGUUGCACCCAGGUAUCCAGGCUGAGAAGGGAAGGGUAAUGGCUACCAACUCUCCAACAAUGCCUGGUUGUUGUCUUUAUUUUAGCCUGGAUUUCAAAUGUGUUGGGUCUGAAGACAUAAUGAAAGAAUGUAAUCUUCACACUGGCUUUGUGACUAUUUGUUCUCUGUAAAGUGUGCCCUUGGGAAGUAUUGACUUCAUAUACAGUUCAGAGGAUCUCAGCUAACUCUAGUGGAAGUGAUAUAACGCAAGCUCAAAUUGCAGAAAGCCAGUAUCCUGUAGAAAUGUAGUAGUAUAGCCCAAUUGAAAGUAGGAAAUGACUGACCUAUAGGGUCACAGGGUCCCUAGUUCACCAAUCCUCAGCAGGGCAUUCCAAUGUUAACAUUACUUUGAGAGACUUAUAGCAUGACAUACUGUCUCUUGUGCGUUUUGCCAACCUACCCAUUCUUUGUAUAGUGGGAUGUGGUGUGCACAGGGUACUUUUUGAAAUGGUUUUGGAAAGAUUUAUAAUAUGUAAGAUUAGGCUGUUGAUUUCAAUAGUGCUGAGAGCGUUUAGUAAAAAUAGGUGUUUAUUUAAUACUUCCCUGUUCCUUUGGCAAGCUUUAUCAGUAGCUUAAUAACAGAAGAGAAGGGUUCAAACAGAUGAUGUUUUUCCAAAGAAUAACAAAUUGUUGAAUCUCUUCCAUGCAUAUUUAAGGAUUUGAAACUGAUUUGAUUUGGAAAGUCAAGAAACUUGAACUAUUUCUGCAUUUCCUUUUCUCCCUUGGCUGCCUUUUGUUGUUGUUCUUGUGGGGAGGGCUCGGGAAUGAGUUUAAGCCCUCCUAAGAUUAUGAAUGGGUCAGUGCAAAUUCGUAGGUGACUUCUUUUUUCCUUAUGCUGGGAUGUGGGGGCUGUGACAAAUUUUCAACAGUGUUCUGAUUGCAGCUGUUUCACAGCAUGUUUGGUGUUUGGUACAUUCAAUACAGGAAAGACCAACAUAUGCACUUUAUCUCAAAAUCACCCAGUGCAUAUGCCCUCACUUGGGGUAGCACUUCAAAUCUACCAACCAGAUACAACCUAAGGAACGUUAGUUUAACUGUGCGUUUAACAACACUGACUUGCUGUUUCCCUGUGAAGUAAAUGACCCAGAGAACUGGGUAGAGAUUGGGAUUUUAUUUAGUUGGCUUUUUUUCUCUUAAAGGAUAAGACUUGCAUUGGACAAUCAAGGCCCUUUGAGUGUCACAGCCGCAUCAAUAUAUUUCUUGUGGAGCUGGGGAUGAAACCCAGGACAUCAUGCAUUCUAGGCAAACUCUGGGUCACACCUCCAGCCCAUCACCAAUAUUUUAAUUUAGGCAUUGCAUUAAACACUUACCAAUAAUACACACACACACACACACACACACACACACACACACACACUGAGAGAGAGAGAGAGAGAGAGAGAGAGAGAGAGAGAGAGAGAGAGAGAGAGAGAGAGAGAGAGAGAGAGAGAGAGAGAAUAUUCUUAGCUGGACCCAAUUUUGCAUUUUUGAAAGGAAAUAUUUGUGUUUCUAUCUAAGUAUAUAUUAUUAUAUGACUAGUAUUCAUCCUUUAUUUCUGUGUUUUCUUAGAAUGUGCACUUUUAGGGUUACAAUACUGUUUUUUAGAGUCUUUAAUAUGAUAUAGGAAGGCAAGCACACUGAAACCACCUAUAAAACUGCUCUGGAAUUAAUCGCCAUCUGUUGUGAAAAGAAGCUUCUCAGAUGAGGGAUGAGAGAUGCAGACUUGCUACUUGGACAGAAUUCUACAGAAUGAAGGUCAACACUGCCUCCAUUCAUAGGGGUUUAAUUGCCUUGUUGCUCAGUUGUCUUACUGCAUGGGGAUCCUCCAGUCCUACAGAUGAAAGCACAGUAGGAACUGAUCUUGGGCUUAUUGGGGUCUUUAGCAUCUCUUAUAAGUGGCAUACAGCAUGUGGCCUCCUUUCUAUCCAUAGACCUAAAGCAAAACUCAAAUGGUAAAUAGAAAAAAAUGGAUGUAUAAUGUGAUAACCAAGGCAGAUAUUUGCUCUAGUUGGAAAGAUCUAAGCACUUUAUAAGUACAGACAAGUGCUUGGGACUAAAUGAGAAAGGAGUCAGCUUAGCUGGAAGCUGUGCCCAUAUGAAUGUUAGGGCAGGGCCAGUGUUUCUAUCCUAUAGCUAGCAUGGGAAAAGUACAACCCUAAGAACUGGGAGCUCUUUGCCCAGGAAUCCACAAAAAUAGAUAGCUAGUGGUAGAGUUGGGAUGCUAGUCUGAUUUUAUAGAUUCCAACUUCGCCCUCUGUCAAUCCUAAAAAUAGAUUAGAAAGCCUUUUCUGUUUAUCAUGUUGAAAUGUAUUGACUUAAUUGGUCUUUAAAUAUGAAAACAUCUUCUAAGGAGUUUUAGGUCUAGACGUUUCUCUCAAAUUUAAGUAAAAAAUAAAAUAUGAGGGAAAAUAAUAUCAUUAAACUGUUCUAAUGCCUCACCUUUGAUGAUGCAGUACAUUACUUUAAAUCUUGGCAGAACUUUGGACAGCUAUUGCUUUGAAUAGAUUCCAGUCCUAUAUUCCUGUGGGCACUUGCUUUCUCAAAUAGACUACUGUGAUAAAAAUGAACUCAAUAUGUAGUAGCUUAUAGUUUUCUCCAGUAUAUCUUUGGUCACUUGGGUCACAAAUGGUCCAUUUUAGCACAUUUUAGGGAUAGAUAAGUAAUCUAAACACAUGAACUUUUCUUUUGACUUUCUACCAAUGUCUGAACUAUUGUAAAAUAUUUUUUCUUUAACUGUGGUUGACUGUAUAGUAUUUCUAAACAUUUGUCUGUGUCCUGAAUGGUCUCAUAACCGUGGACAUAAUAGAUACAUAAUUAGAAUAUCACUUAGACAAUAUCUGGAAUUGAUGUGAUUCUUGCAAUCAAAGAAGACAUUUGCAAAUGUCUUUUUCUAAGCAGUAGUUAGAAAGAGCUCAAUUAUAGUAUUAGCACCUUAAAGCUAAGACAUUUGUUCAACACAUACUACAAUCACACCUCCGACUAGAUAUCAUCAAGGGAAUGAAGUCUUACAAAUGUAAAAACAAUUUGCCAUCUCAUCACAAGCAGAUGACCGACCCCAUGUGACCACCAAGCAGGCUCACUGGGUUGUGGUGUGAACAUGGUGGGUGUGAAGAAAAAGGAGGAGUGGUUAAAGAAAUCUCCCCCUCACUAAAUACAACGUGAGUGGCUUUGCUCUUUCCAGCGGAUUACUUCUGCUUCGAGUGUUCCCUUAAAACUCAGACUUCAACAGCUAGUUGACUUUCCACUCUAGUUAUAGGUGUUACAGCUUUUUUGUAUCAUGACUCAGUGUGAUUCAAGUUCCUAGUAAGAAGGGAUGAUCUGGAUGUGUACAGUUCUCAGCCUGCACAUCUUGCUUCUCUUUCAACAUGGGCUGAUGGAAACAUUCCACUAGCACAGACAGGUUGAUCACUGAUGGCAAUUUGAAUACAUAUUACUGUGGGCCAUUCUGCUUUGCCUGUUUGUGAAGAGAAAUGCAUUUAAUUAUAUGAACCUCUCAAGAAUAGCAGACAAGGAGGACCAGACUUGAAAAACAAAGCAUACAGGUUUUGAGAGCUGCUGCUCAGCCCCAAACAGACUUUCAGAGGAAGUCUUAUAAAUAUAUUUGAAGCAACCACUAUGUGAUUAUGAGCUGGGCAGUCCAGGUAUAGUUAGUUUUAGGCUUGUAGGAUUGCUUCCUACUUUGACUAUGGUGGUAAAGGACACAGGGAAAACACUGCGUGUUGCAGUUGUUGGUACUUGCUCUGUCUGCAGAAGCCUAGCUUUGCUGACAACUGUUGGAGAAUGCUUAGUUUGCAUGUCUUGUGAUUUCUCCUGUCAGCUAAUAUCGUGGCUGUGGGAAGUUAAUGACACUAGGUUUAUGACUCUGAAGACCAGAGGACAGCAGGCUUUAAGAGGGCUUAAACUGGAAUUUGAGGGCUACAGUAAGGACACCCUCAGGUACCAGGUUCAUAGCAGUCUGGGAUGAUAAGACUAGAUCGUAAAGUUCUUUCAGGGAGCUCUGUCAUGAGACUGAACACAGUACCCAUCAUAUGCCGCUUUGAUUAAUAAAUUGUAGUUUCUGUUUCAAGUCACCUUGUGUGCCAGCUUCCACUGCACCUAUCUUGGGAAGCAGGGAUACCCUCUCCUUUAGAACUAGAACUGCCAUUCUUUUCAUCUUCAGCACAAGUAAGGUAUUUAAGUGAGCCAGAGGCAAAAAGAGCCCUUUUAGUCUUCAUAGCUAUCGGCUAUGAGAGAUAAUGAGCUGACUGUCUAUUUUAACCUCGGAGGUAAAAAUGUAUAUUAUAUUUUUUCACUAUAGGUACAUGUAACAGUAAAAAGUGUAACAGCAAAGUAUAUAUUUGAUGCUUUCUGUCUUUUCAUGAUAUUGUGCUAACAAGUUGUGCUAAUAUGUAACUCAGCCAGAGUCUCAUUCAUUUGCUAAGCAUUGGGAACAUUCUAUGUAUUUACCUUAAACAUAAAUAAAUCCCUGAGAGUGUCCUAUAUUUGGAUUGUGAUUUGUAGACUCAUGCUAACUUUACUGCCUCUUUUUCACACUUGUUGAAAAAUCUGUGAAGAGCAUAGUAAGUUAAGGAUUUCCAACUUGGAAAAUGUACAUGAUGUGAAACUGGGGUGCUAUGUUAAAAAUAAAUGUAUGAUAACUAA